This is a messenger RNA of Prunus armeniaca (apricot), 225 nucleotides long. Lineage: Eukaryota; Viridiplantae; Streptophyta; Magnoliopsida; Rosales; Rosaceae. The record is from the annotation of a GenBank genome assembly.
AUGGAAGGAAGAUAUUCGGAUGCCAGUACGCAUGGGUUGCGACCCCAUGCAAUGCAUAGAUGGUUAUGUGGGACAUUCGGAAGACAUAUGUCGCCAAGGCUUGGGCGACAUGCAAGUAUGACAGCUUGCGUGUAUAGCUUGAGGAUGUGGGCUAUCGUGGACGCUAAAGGAAUGACCGACAGAAGUGUGGGUAAACCGAUGGUGUGUUGGAUCGCUAUGUCUUGA